Sorghum bicolor (sorghum) is the source of this 1124-nucleotide messenger RNA. Its product is annotated as dormancy-associated protein homolog 3-like. The transcript is spliced from 3 exons. NCBI's taxonomy places the organism in Eukaryota, Viridiplantae, Streptophyta, Magnoliopsida, Poales, Poaceae. The coding region runs from base 201 to 638 and encodes 145 amino acids. The record is from RefSeq and is a predicted model, not a curated record.
GAGAGAUUAACACCGUCGUCAUCCGCCCCGGCCCGAGCCUCAACUGCUCCAGGCAGCCAACCCGCCGGUCCUCCCUCCUCCCUCUCUCGCCUCGCGACGUGACAACGCGCGCGCGCAUACGUCCAAGACGCGCACGCCGCAGGGCCACCACACAACCAAUCGCAUCGACCGACCGUCUGGUCUGGUGCGGGCAGGGAAGAAUGGGCCUCCUCGACCAGCUCUGGGACGAGACGGUGGCCGGCCCGCGGCCGGACUCCGGCCUCGGCAGGCUCCGCAAGUACUCCUCCUUCUCCCCCUCCUCCUCCUCCUCCUCCUCGUCGUCCUUCCCGCCGGCCCCCGCUCCCGCCGCGGCCACGUCCGACGCGCCGGCGCCGGCGGUGACGCGCAGCAUCACCAUCGCCCGCCCGCCGUCGCUCUCCGUCGACGCCUCGCCGCGCGCCGAGUCCUACAGCUCCUCCGUCCCGUCCUCCCCGGCCACCACGCCCGACUCGCCGUUCGCCACAGCUACCACGCCCAAGACGGACGGCUGGAGGAGGUUCCGCCGGAAAACCAAGGUCUCCGAUGGGCCGGAGCCCGCCGUCGGACCUAGGAGCCCCACCGUGUACGACUGGGUGGUGAUCAGUUCGUUGGACCGCUGAGCUAGAACAAAUCCAAUCCAAUCCAGCGCCAAUAAGCAACCGAUAGCAGAGGGCAUGCGGUGCAGAGGAAUCUAGAUAGCGGUUUCUUUCUCGGGUCUAUGAGGCAGCGUCGUGUGUUCUGUAUACAGUAUGUUUGUGUUCUUCUGUAUUAGGAUGGUGAUGAUGAUGAUCAGUUCGUGGGGGGUUAGAAGUGGGCGCCGAUGUAUCCUAGUUUGGCCUAGCCGACAGGCGUGUUCUUCAUUAGUUCUUGGAUCUGGGGAAGAACUCUCGACAUGGCAUGCUCGCACGGCUGCCUGCUUUGUUUUCUACGUACCCUCCUCUUCAGUGUAAUUACCCCAAGUAGUACUAUUUUUACUGUAGACUACUCCUACUACUAGUGUUUGUGUGUGUGUGCCAUGCAAAGCAUGUGGCUCUGCUUUCUUCUGCUUGCCUGAAAAUCUUGCGUUCCAACUGCAACAAUAACGGAUUACAAAGAGUGAUGGUCCA